Messenger RNA from Galleria mellonella (greater wax moth), 12550 nucleotides. RefSeq names its product probable ubiquitin carboxyl-terminal hydrolase FAF-X (gene faf). The transcript has 50 exons. Gene Ontology annotation, cellular component: cytosol; nucleus. NCBI's taxonomy places the organism in Eukaryota, Metazoa, Arthropoda, Insecta, Lepidoptera, Pyralidae. Bases 137 to 7738 code for a protein of 2533 amino acids. Gene Ontology annotation, molecular function: cysteine-type deubiquitinase activity; cysteine-type endopeptidase activity. Gene Ontology annotation, biological process: protein deubiquitination; cell migration. The record is from RefSeq and is a predicted model, not a curated record.
UUUUCAUCUAUUUUCGUUCUUUACGUCAAAAAGGUGUAGUGAAUUCUAUUUGUGAUUUAGUUCGAGAUUUUUUUUCUCUAAUUUGAUUAUAUGUUGACGUUAAAGAGAAUGCAAUGAAUAAGUUCAUGUUAACAUAAUGACAAUAUCAAUGAAGGAACAAGAGCAAAUGCCUGGGGAGAUGGUAUUCCCUGAGGCUAAACUGAAAGCAUUAGAGGAGAAAAUUUCACAUUCUCGGUGGGUGGUGCCAGUUUUACCAGAACAAGAAUUGGAAGCCCUUCUUAAUGCUGCUACUGAGCUUGCAACAAAAGGUGAAGAUAUAAACCAUGUAGCCUGCCAACGAUUCUAUAAUGAUGCUCUCACAAUAUCUUUUACUAAGAUACUAACAGAUGACGCUGUGUCAUCAUGGAAAAAUAACAUACAGCAAUGUGUAAGGUCCAACUGUGAAAAGCUUGUGAAACUCUGUACAAUGAAAUUGGAUGAUCCAAGAUUUUUGCAUUUAUUAUCUAUGGCUUUCAAUCCUAAUAAUAAAUUUCAUACUUUCAAUGCAUCCCGAACUUGUGAGGGUCUUUCAGUGACUACUAAUUCAACUUCUAUUGGUCAAGGUUCCACACAAGAACUUGAAGUCUUUGCUAAAUCACAGGAUCAUAGGACACCCAGAGGAUGGCUGGUCCAUCUUAUUAAUGUAUUUGGACAAGCUGGAGGAUUUAUAAAGUUAAGAGAACGAUUUGAAAUCAUAAUGGGUUUUCAUAAACCUGAUUUGACAUCAUCUAUUAAUUCAGAAGAAAAAAUUACAACAGAAGUAACUGAAAAAGAGAUUGAUGAAACAAAAGUUAACAAAUUGGACAACAAUGAACAACCAUCAAUGAUUUCUGAAAGCAGUGAUCUUUCUACAUCAUCAUCACACAAUGAACAGCCAUCGUCAUUGGAACAGUCUUUAACUGGUGAGACGAGAGUAGCUGCUGUUUGGCAAUUAUUGAGACCACUUGGCCUGUGUCACGAUCUUUUGACUCCACACACAGUCACAACAUAUCUUCUGCCAGUACUGGAAUGUAUACCAACUCUACUGGAAAGCUUGACUGAUGAAGAACUAAAGCGGGAAGCUCGUGGUAGUGAAAAUAAGACAGAUACUGUAUCGUGUUUGAUACGUGCCUGUAAAUAUGUUUCAGCUAAAACACCCCACCCUCAUAGUCUUCUGAAAUCCCUUGAAAUGUUUCGACUAAAAAUGAUUUUACGGCUGCUACAAAUGUCGUCGUUUAAUGGCAAAAUGUCGGCAUUGAAUGAGAUAAAUCAGCUUAUCAGUACGAUCUCUCAACAACCGAAGCCAGAGUGGCUUACACCAGCUGUUAUGACAAAUUGGAUACGAGAGAAUAAAGUUGUUGACAUUGUCUUACGCGAUUCUCUACAUCAGCCCCAGUAUGUAGACAGGUUGGAGAAAAUGCUUAGGUUUAUGAUUAAAGAAAAUUCGCUUACAAGAGAUGAUUUGGAUGCUAUAUGGAAAGCUCAACAUGGGAAACAUGAGGCCAUUGUGAAAAAUCUGCAUGACUUACUGGCGAAGCUUGCAUGGGACUUCACUCCUGAUCAACUUGAUCAUCUCUUUGACUGUUUCAAGGCCAGUUGGGCUACAUCCAGUAAGAAACAAAGUGAUAAAUUGUUGGAAGUCAUUAGACGGUUAGCAGAAGAUGACAAGGACGGUGUAAUGGCAAACAAGGUAUUAAUUCUAUUUUGGAAUUUAGCUCAUUCAGAUGAAGUCUGUACUGAGAUUAUGGAUGUUGCACUCGCUAAUCUCAUUAAAAUAUUGGACUACAGCUGCAGUCAAGAUCGUGAUGCUCAAAAAACCCUCUGGCUGGACAAGUGUGUAGAAGAAUUGAAAACAAACGAAAAGUGGGUACUGCCAGCGCUAAAGGUGAUGCGCGAGAUCUGCUGCCUCUAUGAGGCGGGCGGCGGCACGGGCGUGCGGCCCCACGUCACCCGCCAGGAGCUCAUCGACCGCCUGCAGACGCAGCACUCGCUCGUCAUACUCGUCACCGACUCACUCACGCACUACAUGGACGGAGUUCGAAACAAGCUAGCAGAGGAAAAAGAAAUAGAUUGGGAAAAUUGGCUUCCGGAUGGCAGGUAUCCUCAUUCAGCUCAAGUGCACGAACGACUUAGCUUUCUUAGGUUUCUUUUAAAAGAUGGACAAUUGUGGCUGUGUGCAGAACAAGCAAAACAGAUAUGGGUAUGUCUAGCAGAAAGACCGGCGCACCUGGGUGAUCGGGAGGCGUGCUUUCGGUGGUUCAGCAAAUUAAUGGGCGACGAACCUGACUUAGAUCCAAACAUCAAUCUUCAUUUUUUUCGACGGAAUAUCAUGACAUUACCUCCAAAUUUAUUAACUCAUGCUGGUAUCAAAUGCUUUGAAAGGUUCUUUAAAGCAGUAAACUCUAAAGAAGGGAAACUUAAAACUAAACGAAGAAGUUUUUUAAUUAAUGACGCUGAUCUCAUAGGUUUAGAUUAUUUAUGGAGGGUGAUAACUGACUGCUCGGAUGAAAUCUCAGCUCGCGGUAUCGAGCUGUUGCGUGAAGUAUGCACGUGCGUAGGCCCGGCACUGUCGGCUGCGCUACACCACGAAGAUUUCCUCACGCACUGUUGCGCGCGCACGCAACGCAUGCAGAAGGACAUGGAGCUGCAUGCAGAUCCCACAGAGAGUUGCACAAGAAUGUGUAGAGUGAUUCGUGCCAUACAAGAAUAUGUAAACGAAUGUGAUAGAAGGUUUUCAGCUGAUAGACAGAUACUGCCUAUGUACAGGUCGGGACGAGGAAGGCAGUGUACCAUUAUAGUCAGAUUUAAUUUUCAAACUGGCCAAAGACAAAUUGAAGAUAUAGAACUAAUUUCUCACUCAAACGAAACACUGCAUUCAUUACGUUCAGCUAUCCAAAGGAGACUAAAGUGUGCACCAGAUAGUAAUAUAAAAUUAUAUGUAAAUAAGCUAGAACUGUAUGUAAAUGGAGAGCUAUUAGACUCAAGUCAUGAUCGUAAAAUUCUCGCGCAAAUACCUCUACGUGAUAAAACUGUGAUUGUUGCUAAGGUAUAUGAUGGACCAGUUUGUGGAAGCGGAGGCUGUGGGUCUUCAAAUGAGUCGAGUAGUGACUCUAGCACAUCAUCUCCACCUUUACCACCCACUCCAGAACACGCGUUACCUGGUGUACUUUUUGCGCAAGGAUCAUGGUACUUGCCAUUCAUUUUAGAACUAGAACAUGUCGGUAUAACAAAAGGACAUAUACAGUUGACAGAGGCCGCACAUUUACUGUCACAAAUUUGUCCGGCGCAUAAACAAACUGUAGAAAAAUUGACAGAAGCGUUGUUGUGCCGUGACGAUUCCAAAUUGAGGGCCUUGCUGUAUGAUCCGACGCCGCCUACUGUAGCAUAUAAUAUACAGGUAUUAUAUAGUAUGAUAAUGUCAUCAAACGACACGAGACUGGAUCGUAGUCGUAGUUAUCAGGUAGCUUGUGUGAAAAAGGCGCCACUGUUGGUACAAUGUUUGUCUGAUAAAGAAUUUCUUCAGGGUGCAGCUCCACACACUAGAAGGGUUGGUUAUUUGGCUUUGGUCAGAUUGGCUAAACUUGCCUUAUAUACAUUAGGGCAUUUAUUUGAAAUAUUAGCACCAGAUGGUUCAGAUUCAACUAUCGACAAAGAGUUUAGAAUGGAUGUUACCAUUUUAAGAGAAGCGUUGCAGACAGUCCCCAAUCAUAGCUGUGAAUUAAUUGUAAAAGCACUUGCUGAGAAGUUAGCAAACACCUUAGGCGAACAAGUGGUGACUAGCGGCGAGGACAGCGAGUCGGUGUCGACGCUGGUGUGGUGGCGCAUUCCGACAGCGGCCACGGUGCGUGCGCUCUACGCACUCGCCUACCGGGUCGCACAGCCGCCCGUACCCAUCGCCUCCUCCACGCCCUGCGCCCCGCCCGAUGCCAUGCUCCACCCCGACGAUGUUACACUGGUUCGUGAAUGUAUGGAAGUGGUCACUAUAUGCAUGGCUCUUGGUGGGCUUCACCUAAAGACACUUCUCCAAGAGAGCUGGUGGCAAGACACUGCACUUUACUUGAUGAUUGAUUGUCCCAAUCCACAAGUGCGCGUGUCGUGCGCGGAGCAGCUGCUGGCGGCGUGCGCGUGGGGCGGCGGCGGCGGCGCGCGCGACGCGCUGGCCGCGCUGGCCGCGCUGGCGGCCUCCGCGCGCCUGCAGCGCCACGCCGCGCACGCCAUGCAGUUCCUGCAGCUGCUGUGCCGGCUCGUCGCGCUCGCCGGGCCCACCGAGCGCACGCUGCACGACCUCGUCUUCGAGGUGGCAUGGUUGAGGGCUGUUCGUAAAAAUCCGGAAACACUUGACGACACUCUCCUGGAAGGUCAUCUCAAUCUUACCAAAGAAUUGUUUAAUCACGUUCCGGCGCAGAUCAAGUACCAGUAUGGUGCACACCCCGACCACAAGGAUUCCGGUUUAAUAAAGGAGGUAACGACGGAGUUUCUAUGGCCGUAUUCGUGGGCUUGGUGCCGCGGUGGCAUGUCGGCGGAGGGCGGCGAGGGCGAGGAGGGUGAGCCGGCGGCGCCGCUGUGCCGCACGCCGGGCGCCGCCGCCGCCGCCACUGAUUUGCUGCUUUCGCUCGUGCACGGCUGCGUGCCCAACAUGGCCGCGCUCGCUAACUUGCUCGAGCAGAUGUUCUACAGUGAGAAGAGCAUGCCGCUGUCAGAGUGGGAGUACAUGCCGUGUGUGGGCCCGCGGCCGAUGGCCGGCCUCGUGGGCCUUAAGAACGCUGGCGCUACUUGCUACAUGAACUCUGUACUACAGCAACUAUACUGUGUGCGUGCCGUACGCGACGCGCUGCUUGCUGUAGAAGGAGCUGCAACAGAUCUUAAUGAAGAUUUUUCUGGAGAAAGUCAACAUCACAAUAUUGUAGAAAAUAACAUCGAGAAUAAUAGUGAUUACAACAUCACAAUUUUAAAACAAGUUCAAGCAAUAUUUGCACAUUUACAUUAUAGUAAGCUGCAAUAUUACGUUCCUAGAGGCUUAUGGGCACAUUUUAGGCUACAAGGUGAGCCAGUAAACUUGCGAGAGCAGCAGGAUGCAGUAGAAUUUUUUAUGUCUUUGGUUGAGUCUUUAGAUGAAGCAUUGAAAUCAUUAGGUCAAGAACAGCUAAUGGCCAAAACCAUGGGAGGAACAUAUUCGGACCAAAAAAUAUGUAAAGGCUGUCCCCAUAGAUAUUGUAAAGAAGAACCAUUCAGUGUCGUGUCAUUAGACAUAAGGAACAUGUCGCGUCUGCAGGAAUCUUUAGAAGCGUAUGUUCGUGGAGAAUUAUUAGAAGGGGCCGACGCCUAUCAUUGCGAUAAGUGCAAUAAAAAGGUGGUGACAGUGAAACGAUUAUGUUUAAAUAAACUACCUCCAGUAUUAGUUAUACAACUUAAAAGAUUUGAAUAUGACUUUGAAAAAGUGUGUGCAAUAAAAUUUAAUGAUUACUUUGAAUUUCCCCGAGAAUUGGAUGUUGAACCAUACACUGCGUGGGGGCUGGCGCGGGCGGAGGGCGACGCGACGCUGUGGGACGGCACGGGCGCCGCGCCCGAGACGCACUACAGGCUCAGCGGCAUCGUCGUGCACUCGGGACAGGCCUCUGGCGGACACUACUACUCUUACGUGCUGCUCAGAGAUAACGGCAGUGAAACGGGGCGGUGGGUAAAAUUGGAUGAUGGUGACGUAACGGAGUGUGCGAUGCACGAUGACGAGGAAAUGAAAGCGCAGUGCUUUGGCGGAGAAUAUAUGGGCGAGGUAUUCGAUCAAAUGCUCAAGAGGGUGUACAAACGUCAGAAAAGAUGGUGGAACGCAUACAUGCUGUUUUAUACAAGAAUAGACACAAUAGAGACAGAAAAUCUCGAACAAACAAUGAAGAAUAUGACUUUGAAGGAUAGUGCUAUACCUCGACCAAUCUGGCUUUCAGUUCAUCGAAGUAAUAUAGCAUUCUCUCAUAAUCAGGACCAAUUUAGUUUGGAGCAUUUCAAUUUUAUGAAGAAGCUGUGUUACAUGCGUUUCCAAAUGGUACCUGGUUCACAGAGCGCGGUUUGGAGUCCAGAACAAGAGGAAAUGUCAAUGUUAGCAGUACAAUUAGCAACGAAAUUUUUAUUUCAAGUUGGUUUUCGUACAAAAAAAGCAUUAAGGGGACCUGCAGCGGAUUGGCAUGAUAUUUUAUGCCAGCAUCUAAGAUGUUCACAGUCUGUUAGAGCGUGGUUUGCGACUGAUCUCUUUAGACAUUCACAUAGAUUAUGCGAUUAUCUAUUGUCAUGUCCCUCUGCUGAAGUACGAAUAGUUUUUAUGAAGAUAAUAGUAUUUUUGGCUGACUUUUCAAUACAAGAUCCACCAGUGAGCAGCGGGUACGGCGCGUGGUGUUCCCGCGAGGAGGCCACGUCGCUGUCGGACCAGGUGCUGUGUUGCGCCCGCGCACUCGCGACCCCGCCCACGCCCGUCGCCUCGCACGGAACCCACUCUGCCUCCGAUGCCAUCCAUCACCGACACCUGCCGCUGCUGUUCAACCUCUUCCAUACCUACGCGAUGCUCGGCCUCAGCGAAAAACACCAGUUGCUCAGGUUAAAAAUCUUGGAGAUAGUAUUAACAGUAUGUAUGGAUGAUUCAUCGUCAUCACUUGGAAAGUACCAGUACCCGGAAUCAGCCAAGAUACAUCAAGUGGUGUCGGUGCUGGCGCGCUGCUGCGACGUGAGCGCGCGCUGCCACUCGGCGAACGCGCCGGACGGGGCGCUGCCGCUGCCCAACCCGUACGCGGAUCCGCCCGCCCCCGCCCCCGCCCCCGCCAACAACCUCGCCCGCCCCACGCUCUCGCCCGUUGCCGCCGAUGUACUCUACAACAAGACCGGGGCAUACAUGAAAAAGUUAACAGAAGACUGUUGCGGUUGCGAGGAAGGUAUAAGGCUGCUUCAGUUCCUAUGCUGGGAGCACGCUGGCUGGUCGCGUAUAGCGUUGGCCGAGCUCCUGUGGCAGAUGGCCUACGCCUACUGCCACGAGCUGCGUCGCCACGCGGACGCUCUCGCUGCGCUGUUACUCAUGGAGGAUAGCUGGCAACAUCACCGUAUACACAAUGUUAUCAAGGGUGUAUCGGAAGAGCGACCAGGAUUGCUGGAAACGGCAUCUCGCGCACGCGUUCACUAUCAAAAGCGUGCGUACGCAUGCGUGAAGCUGGUGGUGGGCGUGAUGACGCGCGUGCCCGCGGCCGUGCGCGCCGUGCACGCGCAGCCCGACGCCCGCCGCCGCUGGCGGCAACUGCUCGUCUGGCUGCAGGAGGAGCUCGACCGCAAGUAUGGGCCCGGUAGCUAUGGUUCAUACGGCACAUGGUCUCCCCCUGGCACGUCCAAUGAAACGUCAAGUGGCUACUUUCUAGAACGAAGCAACUCUGCUCGUAAAACACUCGAAAAAGCGUACCAGUUGUGCCCGGAGGAAGAGGAUGAAGAGGAGGACACUCGCGAAACGACAGAGGGUUCGGCGUCAGGCGAAGCCGGUGACGACAGCGGUGACGAUGAUGACGCUGUGGACGAGGAUGAACCGCCUGCUCGACGUCUUCAGUUGGCGCCCCCCACGCCCGCAGCUGCUCCCGCCUCCGCAGCCACAACAGUGCCCACGCCCUCUGUCGCUCACACCGCUACCACUAAUCCGGGUGGUGUGCCCGCGUCUUCUCCCGUACAUCCUACACAAACUGCGCCACGCGACCCCUGAGUCGUCGCUGUCGCCCGCCGUGCCUCUAGUCCAUCAUCGCAGCCGUCGUCGUUGCGUCUCCAUUUUCCAUUUUUAUUUUGCCGUACUAGCUUUACACGUUGUCGAAAACUACAGCUUGCUCCCACAGCGCUCGCAGAAUUAUAAUUGCGCCCGUGGGUGUCGCCAAGUCGAUACUUGGCCAUAGUUUUAUUCUGUGAUGAAUAUGCGAGUUCGUGAUGAAGUUGUUAGCGCUUAAAUAAGUGCUGUUUGCUUCCUCGCACGUUUAUGACGACCGCCGCGUUUUCCGCGUCGGGAUCUCGAGCGCCGCGACGCGGAAUCCAUGACUUAAUUUAUACAUACAUUUUAAUUAGUUACUUGUAAAUUAAGCUCCGCUUUAAAUUACCAUAGUAUUUAUUUAUUUUUUAAUUAAGGUUAAUUCACAUCUUUACAAGAUUCAAUAGGAUUCGCUUUUUGAACGCGUUGUUUACUUACAAAUCGCUGUUCCCGUAAUUAUGUUUUUGUACAUUGUAUAAACAGUGAGAUUUUAGAAUAGACUUAUAUAUUAGUUUUAUAUAAUGGUAAUUGUGUUGGCUUGGGCCUGUUUUUCUAUUGCAACUGCCUGUAUAUUGAAUUAGUGAAAAUAUUUUAUCAAUUACGCGCCAAUACCACCGUAUGGCGUACGUAUAUUUUUAAGAACUAUAAUUAUAUAUCUUAAAUGAUUAUCAAGUCUAUUUGUUUUAGGCAUAUUUACGAAAAUGUUUAAGUUAGAAGAACGGACUCGAGCCUAACAUUUGUUGAAACUAUAAAUUCACACUUAAAUGUAUGUAAAAAAUUAAAACAAUGAAUUUGACGUAACAUGGCGGUUUGCCAGAAUAGAUACAACUAGACAAUUUGCUUUGAGUUCACUCGCUUUUUUUUGUCACUAUUGUUAUAUUAGUUCCGCAGAUUUGUAUAUUUUGCCAACAAAAUAUCUUGAAGAUAUAUAAUCGCUUUUGAUUAAAUCUCGUUAUAUAUUAUUACCUGCAUGUAUAUUGUGUUAUCCAUUUUUACAUGUCGGUUGUUAUAGUAUUUAUUUUACUUUCUAUUAUUAAUUUGUUUUCCCCACCCAGAGAUGCAAUAUGCGUAAUUACAUGCAUUUAUAAAUUGGAAAAUACAGUUUGAGUUAAUUAGUUUUCAAAUAGAAAAAUAAUCAUUUCAUUGUUUUAACAUUACCAGACAUGGAUUACGCUAUUUAUUUAUUUAGUCAAGAUGUAUAAUAAUGUAAUAUUAUUAUAAUUUUGCGUCAGUGGUAAAAUUUUAACAAAAUGGCAGUAUCCCGUUAGCAAAGAUGUAGAGGGUGAACUCAAUGCAGCUCCAAUUCCAAUGUGGAGUCUCCAGAUACACAGUUAUAAUAAUCGAAUUUUAAAGUAUUCCUUACCAGAUCACUGUAUGCAUUUUGAUAAAAAUGGCACUAAAAAGUUCUGUCUCCUUUUUGUGUGAAUAACUUGUAAUUUGCAUGUAUUUUAUUACAACUUGUCGAAACACAGGACAAUUGGUAUUAUAGAUGUUAGUUGAUAAUGCUGUGUGGGUGCUAUCUAAGGAUUGCCACUUUGAUGAGCUAAAGUAACUAUGUAUAAGAUUAGGGUAUUUAGAAACUAUAAUAUUCUGCUUUAUUUGUUAUAAAUAAUUAUCGUGAUUGGACUUUGUUACAUUAUCGUAUACAGAUGCGAUUUAUUUAAUAUUUUCAUCAGCAAUGACAUUAUAAUAAACGAUAGGUCUAUACAAAUUGGUUAAAUACAAAUUUAAUAAUGUUCAGUCAUAUUUCUGCAUAACGCAGUAUUGUGUACCCUUGGUUAUCAUUCUAUAGACUUAGUAGAAGAUACAGGAUUUAUUUUGAUUGUUAGUAUUUUUUUUUUAUGAUUAUAAAAGGUUAUAGUGACUCAUAAAAUUUUUUGUCGCUAGUAAUUUUAUUCAAACAGCCAAAAAUUAAAUCCUUAUUUGUGCUGUAAAAGAUUUUACAAAUUUUUUUAAUUCUAAAGCAACAAAAGUUACCAGAUUGGUUUUGAUCAUACGUGAUUUAUAAGUAGUCAAUAAAUAACUUUAGAUUCUUUUUUAAUGUGUACGAGUAUGUGACAAGAACAAAACAGUUAUUGAUAGCUUUUAUAAAGUAUAUUUGUUAUAAAAUUCUGCCAAACCAAAUACAUGAAUAAUAGAUUUUUCAAUUAUUCGUCACCAAAUUUCUUUGCUAUUAUUUUUAUUUAUUAAAUAACCUAUAAUUAGAAACUUUUACAAAACAAUUAGGAGUCAAACAAAUCUUGUAUUAUAAAUAUCUAAAAAUUAAUAUAAUCCAAAAUAAAUGUGCUUAUUGUUAUUAUUUUAAUCCAAAAGAUCAUACAUUACUAGGACCGGUAUUGAUUUUAAUUAUUUUUAUAAGCUGAACGCGCGAAGAGAGGAAAGCAACCCUUACCUGCAAGCUUGUUACUUGCUGUAAGCAAGUACCGUGUAAAUUGUAGCUGUGAAUUCGAACUUUGAACAUAGACAAACCCUUUUCUUCCCUUCUAGUCCACAACAAGAGCAUAUAUUUGAUGACAAAUAAUGUAACUCCCAAAUUAAUUAUUUGAGUAUUUGAUUUGGAAGAUUACAAAAAGCUAGUUUUAUAAUAUCGUGCCAUGAUUUAUAUUGUAUCAUGGUCUAUUAUGUAUGAUGAUUUGACAUAAUAACAUUAAGCUAUGUUUUGUUUCUUCGAUGAAAAUGCUUUUUAUGAAAGAGUUAAUGCUUUUUAUAAUUAGAAGUGGAAGAAAAAAUCUAUGCCGAUUUUCUAUAAGAGGCUGUGAUUUUGUAAUGAUAAAACAACGAACAUUUCUUGUACAUGGUUAUGUACAUAUCAAAGUUAAUUUAUCUGAUACAUGACUUGUAUGCCCUAUUGCAUUUGCGUGUCCACAUGGUACACAUUAAAAUGUAAAUGACGACUUUAUGUAGUUAUAAUGUCAUUGUCCUUAGUCUCAGUUCAGUUUCUCUUUUCAACAUAAUUUGUACAUCUAAUUAUAAGAAAGGAAAUCAAUGGAAGAAAAAUAUUAUCUUUUCAAUACGUAACUGAAAUAAUUUAAAUAUAUACUCUUAUCAUGAUGUCAUCUAUUCAAUUCUCUAUGGAAUUCAGGGUAACUUAACCCUUCAUUAUGAUGAAAAUUUAUAUAACGGUUUCUUAUUAAUCUGAAUUAUUGAUACGCAAUGUUGAGUAUGUCAAGAUGUGUGAUAUAUAAAAAAAUGUAUGUAUGCAUUUAAUUAAAAUAUUUAAAUAGUAAAAUUUUUACUUUUUUGCCAUUUAUAUAAAUGUGAUUAUGCUAGUUUCAACUUUAAAAAGUUAUUCUCCAUUGUAUUAAACAUAUAUACAUAACUGUUAAAUCAAUAUACUACGUUAUGAAUUUAACGUGAAAAAGCGUCGAUUCUAUCAAAUAUUGCAUUUUAACAAGUAAUAGUGAUCAAAAAUUAGGUCAGUAUAAGUUGUCCAAUAAAUGGUAUGUACAUAAUAUUAAUUUAUUACAUAAGGCCAUAGGACAGACUGGCCUAAGAGAGAUAUUGCUUAUCAACAUUUUUAAUCUUUAUUUUAACUUAAUAGAUGUUAUAUGAUACAAACAUAGUUUUUAAUUUAACAAAAGUUGUAGAUAUAGGUAUUAAUGACUAGUCUAACAGGAAAAUGUUGCCACUAUUUCAACGUUCUGCUUUGUAAUAUAUGUUAAUAUUUAUUUUUUAUAUUUCAUAACGGUUGUAUAAUAUUUUCCUUUAUCUAGUGGUUAAAUGUUAAUUACAUCCAGGCUAUCAGGCAAUGCACAUGGCACGUACAUAAUCAAUGAACGAAACUGUAUGCCACUUCUGUAAUUCAAAUUGUUCUGUAAAGUAGAUAACCAAUGCAAUUUGUUUGUGACGCGCGUGUUUUUCAAAUGUAACCACCGUAAUAUUUGUCAGCUUUUCUUUGUUAUUUUGUAGCACUAAAUGAUAAUAAGGUAAUUCUUAAAAUUUUGGUCGCAAAGACCUUGUGCCUUAUUUUAAUUUUAUUUGCUCAAUUUGCUUCAACCUGAUAGUCUGCACAUUGAUCUAUUAUUCAAUUUUAAUUUUUACUAAGUCUUUAUUAUAAAUUUUACAUUUUGGCUUUCAAAUAUUUAAAAUAAUUCAUAAAUACAUGAAGAAAGCAGGUUUAAUUAUUAAAUUAGAAAUCGAAAUAAUUAACCGCUAUCGUCGUUGUUAUAGUUAUUACCAAAGAUGGAGUUAAAGAUGAGGGAAUUAUGGUAGCCCUUUUUCUUAUAGCUUAGUAAUUGAAAUGUUUUGUAUCUUUUAUAAAAUGCAAAAGUUAAAAAUAUUUUGUUGAAGAAAGAAAAUGUGAUUGAUCUUAGGCUUAGAUUAAAGUCAUGGAAGAAAAAAUGUUCAAGCAAAUUUAUAGAAAAGCGUUACCAUAUAAGAAUUAAAUAAAUUGGCAGACUUGGUAUUCGCGAGUAUCAAAUAGAAAAUGAAUAUUAAGGUAACUGCAACUUUCAUAUGAAACUCGGGAAUUCUUAGUUUGCUUAUCAAUUCGGUACAUAAAAAUACAAGUCUUUGUAAUAAAAUUGUCUAAAACGAAAUAAUAGAAAGUUCGGGAACAUUUUGCGUUCAGACGAUUAUGAUGAAAUGCAUCGCAAUGAAAAUCAUCUGCAAAUGUAUAAAAUGUUUCAUGGUAACUACUAGAUCAGUUAAGAUUUGUGUGACAUUCUAUGGCAAAUAUAAUGAUGAAUGGCAUUUGACAUUAUACAGGAAUGCUCACAGAGUAGCAUUCAUACAGAUAUUAUAAUAAUAAAAUCAAAAAAUAAAUUGGAAAAAUUUGCA